UGCGCCACCAGGGAAGCCCUAUCUUUCUGUUUUUGAUUUCUAAUUUAAUUCCAUUGUGGUCUGAGAGUACACUGUAUUAUUUCUGUUUUGAAUUUGUUAAAGUGCGUUUUACACCCCAGAAUGUAGUCUAUCUUGGUGAGUGUUCCAUGUGAGGUUGAGAAAAAUGUAUACUCUGCAAUGCUGGAUGAAGUAAUCUAUAGACGUCAACAGAUCCAAUUGACUGGUGGUGCAGUUCAGUUCAACUACAUCCUUAGCUGAUGUUCUGCCUGCUGGAUCUGUCCAUUUCUGAUAGAGAGGUGUUGGAGUCGCCAGCUAUGUAGAGGACUGGUUUAUUUCUCCUUUCAAUUCUAUCCAUCUUUGCCACACAAAUUUUGACUCUCUGUUGUUAGGUUCAUCCACAUUAAAGAUUGUUAUCGCUUCUUGGGGAAUCGACCCAUCAUUAUGUAAUGCCCCUCUUUAUUCCUGAUCAUUUUCUUUGUCUUGGCUCUACAGCCGGAAGGCUGGCGCUCGUCGCUGCGGACUCGUUCGUGAAGGGGACGCGCAGUUCCUGUUUGUGUGAGGUUGCUUUAGGUGACCUGCUGUUAUCUGCGGAGGAACAGCCAGGAACGGGUCAUAAAAUGUCGUGAAUCACUGUCAGAAUUUUGGGCCUUAGCCGGGUCCACAUCCUCUCCCGCAGUGGCUUUUCGCCUUGGUGCACAGUCUACGGGAUGAAACUGUUCGCGUUUCCUCCAAGCUCCUCACGUUCUGCAGUUUGGCCACAGAGUUUAAGCUCUUUUCACCCUUGGCAGGCAAUUUGCAAGUGACCUUGUCGUUGUCAAAGCCUCGCCUAGCGCUUCAGCGCCUCCCGGAGCUCUGGCGGACUCGGUGGCCCGAGUCCCAGGAGCUGGGGCUCCAAGCGGGGACACAGGCGUGAGACUGGAGGGCGACGGACAACUCGGUCUCCCGGCAGUCCCGCCGCUUGCGCCCAUCGCGGCCGUUAAGGAUGUUGAUUCGUUACCAAACGGCCAUCUAGAAAGACAGUCAUGAUUUAAACUUCCAUCAGAGAUCAUUCAAUUACCGCGGGAGAAGCUUUGGAUCUUACCUUGGAUUGCUCGAUUAUGUCUAUGCAAAGGGCAGGUGGAUCUUGGUGAAUAACAGUGAAUUAUCAACUUACUUAGAUGGUCACUCCAACUUAGCUGCUCUUCAAGAUGUCAUUUCUUUGUUGGAGCAAAGCAACACAUUCUUUGGCGCCUGGGCAUCGCGCCUCCCCACUGGGCGGAAGAGAAGAGGAGGAGGCCGUGGUGGGAGCAGGGUUCCAGGGAGACGCCCUGCCUGGUUGCGAGUUGGACCAGGUGGGUGAGCGCGGCCUCAGCUCGGGGCAGCCCUCCUCUGGUCCCCGGGCGUUGGUUCCGGAGGCGAUGCUUCUGGAAGCCGUGGAGACGGGGGUCCGCGUUUCUAUCCCCCGGGUCGGAAGGCCGCCCUCCCUGCUCACGUGUCCCGGCUGCUCGCACAGCUGCGGUUCCUGCUUUGGCCGCACCUGCAGCUGCUCGCUUGGAGCGCCGCCCGCCCCCGCAUCGUCUCCUGCCUCCGCAUCCUCUCCUGUCCCCGCAUCCUCUCCUGCCCCCGCAUCCUCUCCUGCCCCCGCAUGCUCUCCUGCCCCCGCAUUCUCUCCUGCCCCCGCAUCCUCUCCUCCCGCUCCACGGAGCUCGUGGUCUCCAUCGUCCAUCUCAAGUGUAGUGAGCGCGGCUCACGUUUUAUCUCUGCCUCGGCUGCUCACCACGUGAGUGAGGAGUGUCAUCCCUCUGUCUUGGCUUUCAGCUUCAUUCAGGUUCCUCCGGCAAACCUCGAUUUCUUCCUGUCGAUUUGGACUUGAACUUCCUGAAGAAGCUCCCAGUGGAGGCGAUCAUGGCUUUUGCCGCUGGCGGAGGCUGGGGUCUCACCUCAGGGCAGAAUGUCUGGGUCUGGCACCUGUCGGGCUGCCCCUGUGGGCGAAGUUCCCUUUGGACAGAGCCGGGGCUCCACUCCCUACUGACCCUGCAGGUAGACGGGUGGACUGGGGACAGGUGGGGGCUGUGCUGGGCUUGGGUUCCGCACAGGUACUCUCCGCAGGGCGGGGUCCGGAGGCCCCCGUGGGCUGCACUUGGAUUCCUGGUGCAGGCGGGGCCGGGUUAGACUGUGGCCGAAGCCGAAGCCAAGGGGGCCCCGGACCCGCACGGUUAGGCUGCCUUGGCCGUUCCGCACGGAGGCUGGCCGAGGCUGGCGCUCUCCCAGCGCGGGGGAUUCCUGCUCUGAUUUGUGCCGGUGGAGAGAGCGCUGGGGGUGGGCGGCAGCGGCAGUCUUCUUCCCCUGCCGCUCGCUGGCUGUGCUGUGGCCUCCGCCCUGCGCCCUGAUCCUCCGCCACAUCUGCGUUCCUCCCCGGCGGAGAGUUCUCAGAGCAGCAGUUAGAGGUGGGAGUGUGCUGCUUGCAGCUGGCGGGGACCCUGUGCCGUUCCUGGGGGCGGGGAAGGAGUGCUGCGGUUAGAUCCGCUGAAGGCUGAGGCUUCAGGGUGACCCGGUAGCCCUCUGGCUCAGAUCUCUUAUAACCCAGGAGCAGAUAUUGGAACAUUACCUUGUCUUUCCGGCCUGUCAGUGAGUCCUGGAUCUCUGUCUCCACGUGUAACCAUGGACGCCAUGAAUUCAGUCUGCUGGGGGUUUCUGGUAGUCAGAGAGCGGCUCCAUGUAGAGCUUUAGUUCCUCAUAUCCAUGACCCACAGUAAUCCACGGAUCCUUCAUGAUUUGCUCUUACUUCUUACUGAGAAUCAGAGAUUUCUUAAACAGAUUUUCAUUCCAUAAAUAUGCAGAAGAGAACAUAAUAUAUUCUGUCCUAGUACCCCUCUGGCAGUCCUUGAAGUUCUGUCCAUCAAGAGGCAGGAAUCCAUCGGCCAGUGUCGACAGAAUGAUUUCCUGUGCUUCUUCCCUGGAAGAGUUCCGGGCAGCCUGAGGGAGACCACCCCAGAAGGUGUCCAGCUUGUUGUAAAAGGUGCAUUUGUUGCUGAAGCCAAAUUGUGAUGUUCACACCCAAGAGCAGGUUUUCUGCCUUUAAAUCUCUGUGGACAAUACCCUCCUGGUGGACUCUGCUCUCAGCUGCUUUG
Molecule: messenger RNA, 3110 nt
Organism: Aethalodelphis obliquidens (Pacific white-sided dolphin)
Lineage: Eukaryota; Metazoa; Chordata; Mammalia; Artiodactyla; Delphinidae
Product: anti-sigma-I factor RsgI2-like
Exons: 3
Coding region: 1188-1763 (191 amino acids)
Source: RefSeq, a predicted model, not a curated record